Messenger RNA from Glycine soja, 1493 nucleotides. RefSeq names its product ANK repeat-containing protein nipk-1-like. The record is from RefSeq and is a predicted model, not a curated record. NCBI's taxonomy places the organism in Eukaryota, Viridiplantae, Streptophyta, Magnoliopsida, Fabales, Fabaceae. Gene Ontology annotation, molecular function: protein binding. Bases 498 to 851 code for a protein of 117 amino acids. The transcript has 2 exons.
GUGUCGUUGUGUGUGAUGAGGGUGUGUGUGUGUUUGUCAUGAGGGUGUGUGUGUGUGAUGAGGGUAUGUGUGUAUUUGAAAAUUCCUAUCGAAGAUGAUGCAAGCUGGAAAGAGAGACGCAACAAGAGGAUGGAGGAACUGAAGAACACACAAUUCUCAGGUCAAGAUGCAGCUUCAGACCCUGGACUACUGCAUAAGGAGCUUGUUGGAGAGAAAACUAUUCUGAUUUCUGAGUUGUAUAAGGCUGUUGAUGAAAAAGGAAAUGUGGAUAACUUUGUUGAUGUGUUGGAGCAAGAAUGCAGACAAAGGAAAUUGAAUUUGUCUGAUAUCUUUGAACAAGUCACUGAAACAGGACAUACAUUGCUCAUGUGGCAGAAGUUAAUGGGAGAGAAAAGAUUGUAGAGUUGAUUUCUUGUCACUUUCCUGAACUUCUUAUUAGGAGAAAUGUAAGAGGUCACUCUCCACUUCAUGUUGCUGUGAGGUCCAAGAACACUACUAUGGUCAACCUCAUUCUUUCCCAAUAUGCAUUAGUGAAGUCAACACAUGAUGAUGUGAUGAAAGAUAAAAAGAUAACAAGAGAGAAGAAUGAACUUGGGGACACUCCUUUGCAUGAGGCUGUCCAAAAUGGAGAUCUUAGUGUGGUUGAAGUCAUUUUACAAAGAGAUAAAGAUAUGGUCCAUGAAUUGAACAAGUCUAGGUGUUCACCACUGUUUUUGGCAGCUGCUAGUGAGAAGGUGGAAAUUCUAAAUCUUCUGUUGCAAAUUCCAUUCCCUGCAGAUCAGAAGCUUCCUCGGUUCUUUGGAAACUCUCCACUCCAUGCAGCCAUACUGAAAUGGAAUCCUGGUGUGUGAUAAACAAAAAGUUGUGCUGUUGGCAGAUAUGGCACACAUCAGUGGACAAACUAUUGCUAGUUGUUCCUGCUGCAGUGGUUUCCAUUGCUGGAAACUAGUGACUGCUCUCUUGAACUAAAAGACUUUUGCACUGCUAAAAGUCGUGAUAAUGGAUUGAAGGAAUGAAAGAACUGUGAUUCAACAUUUUUAUACAAAUACAGCAGGACUCCAUGCAAAUGAGAUUUUGGUGAGAAUGUUUAAUGGGAUUUCCAUGGUUUAUUUUUCCUCUUAGUUUAAAUUGAUUCCUUUUUUGCUUUGAAUAGGUUUUCUAGCGGUUUCCUAUUGCAAGGUGAAGGUCAGGUGCAUUCAACUUCCAAUGAAGAAAUAGUUUGAGGAGGAAGAAGAAAGACUUAGACUACUUAAAUUUGUAACAGUGUUGCUUAGGUUUAAUCAUACUACUGAAUCGGCUGCUUACAACACUUCAGAAAGUGGAAUUUGCUAUACUUUUUUAUGGCUGAAUGCCUACCUAGGAUGCUAAUUCACUCUGAGUUUGAGCAUAUCAGUAGAUUUGUGUUUGCUUGUAAAUAAAAAAUAUAUGUGUUUUGCUCUAUGCCUCUCUAGAAUCAAAUAUACUUCAAGUGAAUGUCUUAUUCAUUAUCAUCA